This is a messenger RNA of Musa acuminata AAA Group (dessert banana), 804 nucleotides long. Its product is annotated as anthranilate O-methyltransferase 1-like. Bases 1 to 804 code for a protein of 267 amino acids. NCBI's taxonomy places the organism in Eukaryota, Viridiplantae, Streptophyta, Magnoliopsida, Zingiberales, Musaceae. The record is from RefSeq and is a predicted model, not a curated record. Gene Ontology annotation, biological process: methylation. The transcript is spliced from 3 exons. Gene Ontology annotation, molecular function: S-adenosylmethionine-dependent methyltransferase activity.
AUGGGAUUAUGGGAUAAAGAGAAGGGGAAUCUGCUGGUGCCCUACUACGUGGUGGGAGUGCCGGGCUCCUUCUACGGCAGGCUUUUCCCACGUCGGAGCGUCCAUUUCUUCCACUGUUCUGGAUCUCUCAACUGGCUCUCUCAGGUUCCUCAAGGACUCGACACCGAACGGGGUGCCUCACUCAACAACAAGAACAUCUACAUUACAGAGACAAGCCCACCGGAGGUUGUGAAAGCAUAUCAACAACAAUUCCGAAGAGACCUUUCAGAAUUUCUCAGGUGUCGGUAUGCAGAACUCAGCUACGAAGGCAGACUGGUGAUUUCAUUUGGAGGCAGGAAAAGUAAUUGCCCGACCUACGGACAGAUGAGACACCUCUGGGGACUCUUAGCUGAGGCCCUGAAUGCUUUGGUGUUAGAGGGAAUGAUAGAGGAGGACAAACUGGUAACCUUCAAUCUGCCACGUUAUGCGCCUUCCAUGGAAGAAGUGAAGGCAGUGAUCCAUGGUGAUGGUCUGUUCGAUGUAGAAGACGCACAAGUUUUCGAGGCUAAUUGGGACGCGUUCGACGAUUCGGACGAUGAUUCUGCUGCAUUCGACAGUGAUCUAAGCGGCAAAAACGUGGCGAAAUACGUAAGAGCAGCGGUGCAACCAUUGAUUUCGGAGCAAUUCGGCGACGCCAUUCUCGAUGAACUGUUCGCUAGAUAUGCUGCAAAUGUUUCGAGGCACCUCCUUCAGCAGAAAACUAAGCAUAGCGUGUUUGUCAUUUCCUUGAAGAAAAAGAAUGAAAGCCAUCUCGCUGCUGGUUGA